This is a messenger RNA of Sclerotinia sclerotiorum 1980 UF-70, 1044 nucleotides long. RefSeq lists its product as hypothetical. NCBI's taxonomy places the organism in Eukaryota, Fungi, Ascomycota, Leotiomycetes, Helotiales, Sclerotiniaceae. Gene Ontology annotation, cellular component: nucleus. The record is from RefSeq and is a predicted model, not a curated record. The coding region runs from base 1 to 1044 and encodes 347 amino acids. Gene Ontology annotation, biological process: DNA repair. The transcript has 3 exons.
AUGCCUUCCAGUUCCCGAAGAGUUGGACGCCAAGUCCAAAUUAGGGAAGAUGAAGAGUCCGAAGAAGAAAGACCUCGAACAACUCAUCAGCGGCGGCAUGUAACACCAGGUUCCGAAGAGGAGGAGGAGGAGGACGGCGAUGAAGAUGAUACAAGAGGCGAAGGUAUGGAUCUGGAUAGAGAGGAGUCUUUGGAUCAAGUUGUCAAAAAGUUGGUCAGAUAUGCUUUGGCGUGUGAGUUUCAACGGUUGCCCAUUACUAGGACUGGUAUCAAAGAGAAAGUUCUCGGCGCACAUACGAGAACCUUUAAAUCUAUAUUUGAACCAGCACAAGAUUCGUUAAGAAGAGUAUUUGGCAUGGAAAUGGUGGAACUACCUGUGAAAGAAAAUGUAACCGUCAAAGGGCGAUUGAAGGAGGCUAGCAGAAAAUCGAAAACCACGACGGCUUCCUCCUAUAUCCUGACAAGCGUUCUUCCUAUCGAAUAUCGAUCGCCCUCAAUCAUCCAACCUUCCAAAGUGGUUAGCCAGUGGGAUGAAGCUACAUACAUUGGAUUCUACACAACAGUUGUCUCUGUAAUAAUGCUGAGUCCUGACUCUACGAUGACUGACAGCAAACUUAUGUCCGUACUAAGAAAGUUAAAUGCGGAAACUAAUAUGCCGAUGGAGAAGACCACUUUAAUUAUGAAGAAAAUGAUGCAACAAAAUUACAUAACUAGAACCGUUGAGAAAAAUGACGGAGACGAGAUUAUCGAAUGGAGAGUAGGACCUCGUGGAAAAAUGGAGAUCGGUACGAAAGGUGUGCAAGGGCUUGUCAAGGAAGUGUAUGGCGAAAAUGCUCCCGAAGAUCUCGACAAGCGGUUGGAGCGUAGUUUAGGGCUAGGGAAGAGGAAAACAACCCACGAAGAAAGUGAAGGCGUGGCAGCGGCGCCGGAUGGAAAUGGGGGUUCAAGCUCUAGGAGAGCUUCCAAAAGAGGAAGGCCACGAAGGGAAGCGGAUGUCGAAAAUGAUGAGGAUGAUGAGGACGAUGAGGACGACGAUGACGAAUAA